Cylicocyclus nassatus is the source of this 603-nucleotide messenger RNA. NCBI's taxonomy places the organism in Eukaryota, Metazoa, Nematoda, Chromadorea, Rhabditida, Strongylidae. The record is from the annotation of a GenBank genome assembly.
AUGCCACCCACUCCACCACCGACCCUUCCGCCAACUCCACCACCCACAACCACAACAAUGGCGCCAAUCACCUAUCCUACCGUGCCCAUCACUUACCAGCCAAUCACGCCUACUCCAACUCCUUACUACGAUCAGGAUCCAUGCCAACAGUGUAUGGGAGCAUGUAUGAACGAGUGCGCAGCUGCGGGACAGCCUCAGCAACAGUGUGAAGAGGCUUGCGCUCGAAAUUGGGCGCGGCUUGCCUCAGAAAUUGAUGGUCUUAUUCUUUACAGUACCCACAAGAUCCGUGCAGCCAGUGUCAAACAGCUUGCAUGGAAGCAUGUCAACAACAGGGUGGAGAGAACUGUCAACAACAAUGUGAUGUACAAUGCCAAUCAGUUUGCGGAACUACGACUACUCAGCAAGUUUGCAUGCCCGCAUGCCAACCAUCUUGUGCUGUAUCGUGCAUCCAAGGACAGCCAGCAAUACGACCAGUCGGUUAUCAAUGUACUUUUGGCAAAUUCCUACAAUUACAACCCAGAAAAAUACGUUGUGAGCGAAGGAGACGUCGCACAAGCUUACACAGGGGAAAAUCACUCGGAAGAAGACUUUGCUUGCUGGUGA